AGGCCACGCUCUCCUCCCGCGCACCAUAACAUCGCCAGCGCCCCCGCCGCGUGCGCCACCGCCCGCUCCGCUUUAACGUCUAGCAGCGGGCCAGCGGCAGCCCAGCUCCACCCGCCCGCUCUCCUCUCCGCCUCUCCCACCCACCGACCCCCAGCUGAUCUUUUCCGCUCGAUCCUCUCCUUCCCUCCUCGGCUAGCUGCCAGUUGCACCACACAGCAUCUUUAUCCGGCGGGUGGAAGGGGCUGCAUGGCGCCGUCCGACUCUCAGCCGUGCACGCAGCAGCGGCCGCCGCCAGCGGGCGAGCUGCAGCAGCCGCUGGCGGCGGCUUCGGACGACCGGGCGCCUGCGGCGGGGACGUCGUCCGAGUCCGAGCAGGCGCCAGCGGAGGCGGUGGCCAGCAAGGCUCCGGCGGCGGUGGAGCCGGAGAAGAAGAAGGACAGGGCGGCGGAGGCGGAGGAGGCCGCCGCGUCGGCCGGCUGCGGCAGGGAGGUGGUGGCGCGGCGGCCGGCGGCGGCGGGGGAGGAGAGCGCGCGGGAGCGGCUGAAGCGGCACCGCACGGAGAUGGCGGGCCGGGUGCGGAUCCCGGACAUGUGGGGCCAGGAGCGGCUGCUCAAGGACUGGGUCGACUGCGCCGUCUUCGACCGCCCGCUCGCCGCCACCACGGGGCUGCUCACCGCCCGCGACGCGCUCGUCGCCGAGUGCGCCGCCGCGCGUCGCCCGGCGGUCGCGCACGGCCCCGCCGGCCGCACGCUCCGGGUCCAGAACGGCUGCUCGUGAUCGCCGCCGGCGGCCUACGUACUCGACGCGCGCAUGCAGCUGAGAUCAAGUGCUUUUCUUUUUUUUCCCUACUUCCCUCUCCCUUCUCGACGAUGAUUACGUAUACAUCUAUUCGAAUAUCUGUUUGGCCCGAAUUUGAAUUCGAUCGAUGAUACCCAUGCUUGACUAGCACUGGUGGUUGUAAUUAAUGUAGUUGAUCACCAUUUUUAAGCAUGCUUGCCACAAUCUGUUUGGACCAAUACUCCAGCUUAAUUGGGGGUGAAUUCAUCAAGAGCUCCUUAUUUUCCGUUUCA
This is a messenger RNA of Panicum virgatum (switchgrass), 1070 nucleotides long. Its product is annotated as protein BIC1-like. The record is from RefSeq and is a predicted model, not a curated record. Gene Ontology annotation, biological process: blue light signaling pathway. Bases 247 to 777 code for a protein of 176 amino acids. NCBI's taxonomy places the organism in Eukaryota, Viridiplantae, Streptophyta, Magnoliopsida, Poales, Poaceae. The transcript has a single exon.